Messenger RNA from Periophthalmus magnuspinnatus, 3374 nucleotides. It is a transcript of the gene gmppb, whose product is annotated as GDP-mannose pyrophosphorylase B. The record is from RefSeq and is a predicted model, not a curated record. The coding region runs from base 100 to 1182 and encodes 360 amino acids. The transcript is spliced from 10 exons. Gene Ontology annotation, cellular component: cytoplasm. Gene Ontology annotation, molecular function: mannose-1-phosphate guanylyltransferase (GTP) activity; GTP binding. NCBI's taxonomy places the organism in Eukaryota, Metazoa, Chordata, Actinopteri, Gobiiformes, Gobiidae. Gene Ontology annotation, biological process: GDP-mannose biosynthetic process; cell wall mannoprotein biosynthetic process.
AAAGCGAAUCCGGAUUUGAAUGCUCGACGUGUCAUUCAGUGAUUCAUAAAUUUACCUCAGAAUUCACAGACGUUUUGGGAGGCUUUUCUACGGUCAAAGAUGAAGGCUCUGAUCCUGGUCGGUGGAUAUGGGACCCGGUUACGGCCUCUCACACUGAGCGUCCCUAAACCUCUGGUGGACUUCUGUAACAAACCCAUCCUCAUGCACCAAGUCGAGGCCCUGGUCAAGGCCGGAGUCGACCAUGUUAUUCUGGCAGUGAGCUACAUGUCUGAACUGCUGGAGAGAGAAAUGAGGAUCCAAGAGGACAGGCUUGGAAUCAAGAUCUCCCUGUCUCAUGAGAAGGAGCCUCUAGGAACAGCGGGUCCAUUGGCUUUGGCCCGGGAUUUGUUAAACGUUGACAGUGAACCGUUUUUUGUGCUGAACUCGGAUGUGAUCUGUGACUUUCCCUUCACCGACCUGCUGCAGUUUCACAAGAACCAUGGACGAGAGGGCACCAUCGUGGUGACCCGUGUAGAGGAGCCAUCCAAAUAUGGUGUGGUGGUUUAUGACUGUGACAGCGGGAGCAUUCAUAGAUUUGUGGAGAAGCCUCAGGUUUUUGUGUCCAACAAAAUCAACGCUGGAAUGUACAUCUUCAACCCCAGCAUGCUCAGCCGCAUACAGCUCAGACCAACGUCGAUAGAGAAGGAGAUCUUCCCGGUGAUGGCAGAGGAGGGUCACCUGUUUGCCAUGGAACUGCAAGGGUUCUGGAUGGACAUUGGUCAGCCCAAAGACUUUCUGACAGGGAUGUGCAUGUACCUGCAGUCACUAAGGCAGCACUCACCUGAACGCCUGCACACGGGACCUGGUUUCCAUGGCAACGUCCUAGUGGACCCAUCUGCGGUCAUUGGGCAGAAUUGCAGCAUUGGUCCAAACGUGUCUAUUGGACCGGGGGUGGUGGUGGAGGAUGGCGUGCGGAUCAAGCGCUGCACACUGUUGAAGGGGGCCCGGGUCCGCUCUCACUCCUGGUUAGAGAGCUGCAUCGUGGGCUGGAGCUGCUCCGUUGGACAGUGGGUGCGAAUGGAGAACGUGACAGUUUUGGGAGAAGACGUCAUAGUGAACGAUGAGCUUUAUUUAAACGGUGCCAACGUCCUCCCUCACAAAUCCAUCAGCGAGUCUGUCCCAGAGCCACGCAUCAUCAUGUAGUGCUAGAACUUUGAACUGUUAUCCUUUAAAUUCCGCCUAAACCAAACCAGUGCCACAGCAACCUAGGGUGCAGAGAGGAGGAAGAAAGGCCCUCCUCUGCCACCAAUUGUGUCUUAUUUUUAUGGGAUAAACGGUUUGGUCGGUUCACGUCUGACUGAGUUGAAGGAAGCCUGGACUCUGGGCGUUAUAAUGAAGAAGAUAAGGGAUAAGGGUUAAUGCUAUGUCCACAUUAAUAUAAAUUUAACAAAAAGUUUUCACUUCAUAUGAGACUCGUACUGAAUGUUUCUAGCUUUAGUUGUUUUUUAUGUCUCCUAGUAAAAUAACUAAAAGGCCCUGUACCUGGUGAUGAACCAUAGUCGAAGAACGUGGCUUAAAGUGUGUACUUAAUGUGACAGGCCUUGAUGUUUUUCUAAUUCUGACUUGGUUCAGUGGGAUAGUACAUGUGGUAAAUAUUUAAUUGAUGUAAAACUAUGAUAAGCUGGGGGAAAAUGUUGAGAAGAAAAGCACAAAAAAUGGGUAGUAGCGGUGAGUUUCAAAACAGAAUCCCUUUACCUAUGUCAUCAACACAGAAAACUUCAUCCAAAAUGCAGUUUAAACAUUUGGUCAUUUAUUUUGUAUUGGUCUAAUCAUAACUGUUGGGCAAUUUUGAAAUGUUUUGGCCUUUAUUUACAUUAUGGUUGCUACGUAACAGUUGUGGAAUUACUUCUAUGUAGGUCGUAUCUGCUGCCCUUGUCCAACCAGGAAAUAAAAUUAUAAAAUUUAACAAGGCUUUUGGUAAAAUCUUAAAUAUAAUGCAGUUAACUAUGUUUUAAGGAAAUUGGUAGUCUGUGUCACAUGCACUUUGACCGUUUGAACUGUUAGCCCCACCCACAAACUCUCGAAUCACAUGUACCAAGAACCCUUAAAGAAGGAUAACUUUCAAAGAUGUUUUUUCCAUAUAUUUUUUCAUAAAUAGCAGUAAAUUAUGCACUACAAGGAACUUGAAGAUAAAAUAACGGGUACAGGGCAUUUAAUGGUAAAGUCCACACAGUAGUGAUAAAAUCCCCUUAUUUCUUUUGUGUUUUAACUUUUCUAUAAUGUUUACAUACCUGCAGUAGUAUGUUAUUUCAUACACACAUAUUUAAGUAUGUAGUGAGCCAGACAGUACAAUGCAUUAUGUUUUGGAGAUUAACCUGAAUCACUGUUAGGAUAUUUUACUGUUAAAUGUCCAGCACUGACCACAAGGAGUCAAUAGAAACAAAUAUUUAUGUCGAUGAGCGUCAGUGUAUGACCACUGUGUAUGACUGAACACUAUCCAUGCGUACUGCAGCUUGUUUUGUUUUUUUAGGGUUUUUUUUAAUCUCAUAAAUAUGCAUCUUUGGAUGACUUUAUUAGUAUGGACAUUGUGGCAAAACUGUUUACAGGAAUGGACAAUGACAUUUUAUUAUUAAAGAUGCACUGUGUAACUUUUCUUCUGGGUAGUCUGCCACCUGCUUGUUUCCAUGGAGAUAUUAAUGCUUCUUCCUGCAACGCUUCAGUGUAGAAUUAAACAUUAUGUUAUUACAGAUGUUUUUACUGCUAAGAAAUAUCUUGCAAAACAUUCUCACAGUAAUUAGACUUGCCUCUCCACAGAUCUGACCGGAAACUUAACCUGAUGACGUCAUCUGCUUGGCAAUAAAGAAGUUUAAUGCCACACUGUAAAAUCUCCAUAAAGAUAAGCAAGUGGUUGACCCAUCAAAAAAGAAAAGUUACGUUCAUCUUUAACUUAAAAUGGAAUAGGUUGUGUUCUUGACAAUCUAGGACUUCCAUCAACUGUUCUGGGAAGAAAUUGCCUCACACAAAGAUCUACUUAACAUUUUCUGUCAAAUUGGAUCCACAAACUUAUAUUAAGGUAUCACCUGUUUUUGAAAAUGCCACAGCUUUUAAUACUAUGAGAAAUAAACAUGUCAUCUUAGUUCAUUUCUACUGAUAGAGUAAACAGAGAAGAGCUGGAUGUCUUUAGAGAGUUAUGAAGCCGCCUGAACACAGCUUAAUAAAAUCAGUGAGUAUAGGGACUUUUGUCUGUUUGUGUGAACAGUUUAUGGGGUUGUUUUGUGAAGUUUUUUUAUGCAUCAUAACACGAGCUGCCGAACAUCACCAAUAGGACUUUGGUGAAACAGACUGUAGCCUUAGAAUAGUUUAAAUGACAAAUGUAUUUCUCCUGCAUUUAUGAC